Molecule: messenger RNA, 1485 nt
Organism: Phragmites australis (common reed)
Lineage: Eukaryota; Viridiplantae; Streptophyta; Magnoliopsida; Poales; Poaceae
Product: peroxidase 2-like
Exons: 2
Coding region: 217-1263 (348 amino acids)
Biological process (GO): hydrogen peroxide catabolic process; response to oxidative stress
Cellular component (GO): plasmodesma; plant-type cell wall
Molecular function (GO): heme binding; peroxidase activity
Source: RefSeq, a predicted model, not a curated record
CCACGUUCCCUCGUUGUGCUCUCGUUAAUUAUCGGCUGCAAACUCAAUCAUUAACUAUUAAAAUACUGGCCAAAACCGGCAAUAUAUACCCCCUGCAAGCCAGCCCCUGAGCUCACCAUCACAUCGCAGAGCACCAGCUAGCCCCUGAGCUCAACAUCCAUCGAUCGCUUGCUCAUCAGCUAGCUUAGCUGCCUAGCUAAUCAAGUUUGCGCGACCAUGAGGCUCUCGGCGGCCGUGCUCUGCACCCUGGUGGCCGUCCAGGCGGCGGUGCUCCUCGCCGCCGUGCCGUCGGCGCAGGCUGGCGAACUGGAGGUCGGGUACUACAGCAAGAAAUGCAGGGGCGUGGAGAACGUCGUCAAGUGGCACGUCAUUAAGGCGCUGAAGGCCAACCGCCGCACCGGCGCUGCGCUCGUCCGCCUCCUCUUCCAUGACUGCUUCGUCAGGGGGUGCGAUGGCUCUGUCCUCCUGGACGCGUCCUACGAGAACCCUCACCCGGAGAAGGAGGCGCCGGUGAACAUCGGCCUCGCUGCCUUCGAGCUCCUGGAGGAGAUCAAGGCCGCCGUCGAGAAGAGGUGCCCCGGCGUCGUCUCCUGCUCCGACAUCCUCAUCUACGCCGCCCGCGACGCAGCCAGCAUCCUCAGCAACGGCAACGUCCACUUCGACGUCCCCGCCGGCCGCCUGGACGGCUUCGUCUCCAAGGCUGAGGAGGCUCAGGUGGAGCUCCCGGACUCCACCCAUGACGUGCAGCAGCUCAUCGACAACUUCGCCAAGAAGAACUUCACCGUCGAGGAGCUUGUCAUCCUCACCGGCGCGCACUCCAUCGGCCAGGGCCACUGCUCGUCCUUCACCGGCCGCCUCACCGAGCCGUCGGACCAGAUCACCCCGGCCUACCGGGACCUGCUCAACUACAAGUGCUCUCAGGGCGCCAACCCGGCCGUGACCAACAACGUCCGCGAUGAGGAGUACGACGUCGUGGCCAGGUUCAUGCCGGGGUUCACCAGCCGGGUGCGCAAGAUCCCCGACUUCCUGGACAACAGCUUCUACCACAACAACCUGGCGAAGAUCGUCACCUUCCACUCCGACUGGACGCUGCUGACGAACAAGGAGGCGCUCGGCCACGUCCAAGAGUACGCCGACAACGGCACGCUCUGGGACGAGGACUUCGCCGAUUCGCUGCUCAAGCUCAGCAAGCUGUCCAUGCCGGCGGGGAGCAAGGGUGAGAUCAGGAAGAAGUGCAGCAUCGUCAACCACCGCCUAUACUGAGUUAAAAGCAGGUGAACAUGCAUGGAGAUCAAAGAAGAGGCCGUGCGUACCCAGCCAACACACGUUCGUAUAUCGAGUUGAGCCAUAAACUAAUUGUGGCUGUUUCGUUUCAGCCAUUCUUUUCAUUCGCAUUCGUUGUACUACUCUUUGUUGUGCAUUUCUGAUCUCUGCCAAUCUGUUAUAUACUCUACAUAUCUCACAACAAUAAAAUUAUGUUCCUGA